AUGGAGCAGACCAACCAUGACGAUGUCAGCUCUGCUGAAGUUGCGAGGGCUUACUCAGGAUCUUUGGGUGCAUCAUCGUUUCAGUUUACUCCCCUUUGGGAAAGCGUUGACUACGUUUGUAGUAUUAUACUAAGUUGGUAUGACUUCCCUGAUUUCAAAGGUGGAGAGGCGCUGCAACAGCUUGUGCGUGCGUACACAAUCGUCUGCCGGUUAGUUUCUUCCCCUUGUGCUGGGUGCCCACCACUCGCUAGACCCUCAGUGGAGGGAGAUAUUGUUACUGCUGCUGAGGUUACGCAGUCUUUGGUGGUUUAUAGCCGUAUCUGCGAUAUGAUACGCAAGAGACUGGAUACCGUAGUUGGAAUGCGCUUCAGGGAUGCUGCGGAACAGCCACCCCCACGUCUUCUGGAGGACUACAUUGUCGAAUGGAAGAGGUUCAUUACUUCCGUCAAUAUGCUGAAAUUCGUAUUUUCUUAUCUCCACGGACCAUGGCAGAAAUAUGGCGUACCACCUGGUCUCAUGCAGUCCACUGAGGUAAUUGCCCUCAACAAGUGGAGCGAAAUGUUAAUGAACACUAAUUUUCAAGAGGCCCUUACCAACCAGAUUUUUGAGCUUGUUGCCAUGGAUCGACAUCACCAUCCAAACAUGGAAAGGGCUCAAAUUCUUCGGGAAGUGGGCCAUGCUUUGGGUGUGGUAAGUGACGCAAGGAGUAACUGGUAUGUUACCCUUGUGGAAGAGCGCUACCUCCGACAAUUAACCGAUUUCUGUAAGCUUAAGACUGAAGAGAUGAAACUGGGUGAUGUUGAGCACUAUAUUGAAGAAGCCCUCACCAUUUUCAGGGAUGAGACGGAGCGCGCCAUUCGCUUGCUGGCGCAGAGCUCGAUACAGCCGGUGGUCCAACGAAUAGCUGAGGUGCUCAUCAAUGACGAACUUUCAUUCUUGGAUGAGUUCAUUUCCAGUGAAAUAGUUAAAAAUAGGGUGACUCAGCUGCGCCAGUUAUACUCGUUGCUUUCACAAAGUCAAGUUGGACUGAGACAUUUGAGGGAUGAAUUUAAAAAGUGUGUCAUUGAAAAGGGGCGUCGUGAAAUCAAUGAGGCGUGCGAAAGGGCUAAGAACUCGAAUACUGGCGUUUACCAAGUUGCCCUUGAAAAAGUUAUUUCAGUGUACAGGGAUUUUCAGUUACCAAUGAAGGCCUUCGGGGAUAAGGGGGAUUUUGAGAAGGAGCUCAUUGAUGGGCUUCAUAAUGUCUUAACAGCUUGUUCCUAUCUUGACCCCCAAAACAUGUUGGGACGUGAGGUGGCGCGAUUUGCUCACAACGAACUGAUUUCCAGAAAAUUGGGGGUCCGCUGCGAAGAAGACGAAGGAAAUAUGAAUAACAUUGUUAUAUUAUUUCGCGUUCUUCCCACAAAGAACCUGUUUGUGGAAACAUACCCUAUGUACCUCUGCUCACGGCUCCUGUCUACUGAGUAUGUUGUUGAAAACGAGCGGUUGCUUAUACAGGAAAUAACACAGACGGGAGAAUGCACGAGAGAUUUUAUGAACAAGUGCGCAACGAUGUUGAAUGACGUGGGGGAAGUCAGUGAGAGGCUGUCAGAACAGUUUCGAGAGAAGGCGGGACUGACGGAUUUGAACUUCCACCCAACUGUCCUGAAUAGCUAUUUCUGGCCAAAUUUCUUACCUGAACCCGAGAUGGCUAUUCCUGGUUACUUGCAGAUGAAGUUGUUGGAAUUCGGGAAGUUUUUUCAGGAUGUGUGUCCGAGACGCCACAUCAGCUACGUCAACAGGUUAUCACAGGGUGUAUUGAGGUUUAACCUUUCUGAUGCUUCUCCAGUGCAAGGCUUGGACAUCUGUGUGGGCGUCCGGCACCUACCGGUUGCUGAGUUAUUCAACUGCUGUGCCGAAUGGGAGCUUCAGGAGCUGAUACAAAGUGUAGGAAAUGAUAACUCUAACAGCUGUUUAAGUGCUAUAAAUGAUUUUGCGAAGCACGGUAUACUCGAUAUUCACGAGGAGGGAGGUGUGACGUUGAAAAGCCACUUGCGGGAAGUUCUUCCAGGCUGCCGUGUUUCCAUCGGACGCACGCCCGACAUCAGGAACAGAAAGAUAGUUUUGCAUGAAACGAAGCUCGAUCGAGAGACCAAAGUGGAUGGAGCAGGUUCUUCUGAUUUCUCACCAGAACGCUACGAUGUUAAUACCACCACAGAGCAGAUGGUAGCAUUGUCCACACAGGCCACGCUUAUUCGUGCGUUUAAAAGUGAAGGGACUGCUUCUUUUUCGCAGUUGUUCGAAAGAGUCGAGAAUGAGUCACCGGCGCACUUAAAGCCAUCGAUCCAACAGAUGAAAGUAGCCUUGGAGUUUCUCAUCAGCCGUGAAUUCGUCCGAAGAAAUGAAGACGGUACAGACACGUUUUCGUACGUUACAUAA
Trypanosoma brucei brucei TREU927 is the source of this 2418-nucleotide messenger RNA. RefSeq names its product cullin 1, putative. The record is from RefSeq and is a predicted model, not a curated record. Gene Ontology annotation, cellular component: cullin-RING ubiquitin ligase complex. Gene Ontology annotation, biological process: protein ubiquitination; ubiquitin-dependent protein catabolic process. NCBI's taxonomy places the organism in Eukaryota, Euglenozoa, Kinetoplastea, Trypanosomatida, Trypanosomatidae. Bases 1 to 2418 code for a protein of 805 amino acids. The transcript has a single exon. Gene Ontology annotation, molecular function: ubiquitin protein ligase binding.